Westerdykella ornata is the source of this 1514-nucleotide messenger RNA. Its product is annotated as phosphoglycerate mutase family protein. Lineage: Eukaryota; Fungi; Ascomycota; Dothideomycetes; Pleosporales; Sporormiaceae. Gene Ontology annotation, molecular function: phosphatase activity. Bases 236 to 1330 code for a protein of 364 amino acids. The record is from RefSeq and is a predicted model, not a curated record. The transcript has 2 exons. Gene Ontology annotation, cellular component: cytoplasm.
UGUAGAAUCAUGAGUCGGUUUCAUCAAUAGGAGAAUCCAGAACAGGAAGGUGUCUUUGCCCCAUAGACGUGCCCAUGUACACGUUUCUAAACGAUUGGCUGGCUAUGCAUCUGCUCAUAUUCGGCGCAGUUAUAUCAACCCACCUCUUACUCUUUUUUUUUUCUUUUCGAUCUUCCCCAAGCUGCUUGGCAAGCUUCCUCUCAGCUUUUGUCCUAUUUCAAGAUAUCUUCCCAUCAUGCUACUGUCAAGCGCCUUCACACUAUCCCUUCUCUCAACCAUCCCCUUGACCCUCUCCCAUCCAGACUCCCACCAUGCCCCCGCCCGACAGAUAACCUACUCUGUCGUGCCUUCUAUAUUCCUUCAAUCCGAUCCUUCGACCGAUGCCUCGACCCUCAACUUCACCGCCACCAACUUUGGCCUGAUCCCCCGCACCUAUCCGGACGCUCCUCCUGGGAACCCCAAACUCACACAAUGGCAACGCCUAUCCCACUACAUCUCUACCCUGAACCGUAAAGCACGUGCCCGAGGUGACAGAGAUAGAAAACAGCACUACACCCUCCUCUUCCUGGCCCGCCACGGUGAAGGCUACCACAACGCCGCAGAGUCGUACUUUGGCACUCCAGCGUGGAACUGCUACUACUCGGAGCUUGAAGGCAAUGACACCGUCACUUGGGCGGACCCGCGGCUAACUGAAAAGGGCAUCAAGCAGGCGCUCACAGUGAAGGGAUUCUGGCAGCAUUUGAUCCAGGACGAGAAGAUCGCCGUGCCGCAGAGAUACUACACUUCUCCACUCUGGCGCUGUUUGCAAACCGCCGACUUGACUUUCUCCGGCAUUGACCUACCCCGCAAGUACCCCUUCAAGCCAGUCGUCAAGGAAGGCUUCAGGGAGGGCGUAUCCGCACAUACAUGCGAUAGGCGGAGUACCCGCAGCGCCAUCCACAAGCAGUUCCCCAACUACCAGUUCGAGCAUGGCUUCCCCGAAGUGGAUCCCUUGUGGCGUCCGCUGCAAGCAGAGACACGCGAGGCGCAGGAUGCGAGGAGCAAGAAGGUUUUGGACGAGGUUCUGGGCGAUGUUGAUGCAGGCGUCGAGUAUAUCUCCAUCACGAGCCACUCUGGGGAGAUUGCGAGUUUACUCAGAGUCCUCAAUCAUCGCGAGUUCCGCCUUGCUACGGGAGCUGCCAUUCCUGUUCUUGUCAACAUCACGGUUGGGCCAGGACGGCGGGAAUCGCCAAGCUCAACACUAGUACCACCAUUUGAGCCGGUAGCCACUUGUGCGAAACCGCCCACAACGAGAGACUCUUCAUGCAAUGACUGCUCGUGCUGUAAGUAAUUGGAGAACGGGUGCCUCGGGAGAGAGAGAACCAUGGGUUCGCCGGACAUGCUCGUGACGAUGUACUUUGAAAGGAUCUAUUUGUACCAUAUCAGUCAGUGUCAGGGGAAACCCGUUCCGACAUGAACAGAACAUGAUGAAAUGGAAGAGAAAACGUGCCCGAUUGAACAGGAUAGGAUUACAC